UCACCCUGCCUCCAAUGUAGAACAGGCAGUGAUGCUGAAGCUUUAUGAGGUAUGUGUUUGGCCUGGUUGAACCAGUUGGUCCACUCCUCAAGUGUGUAUUACUUGCCGCAGUGAACAUUUCCUAACAGUGAGGAGAGAACGGAGGUAAACACGGUCACAUCCAGUGAAAACUGUCUUUCAGCAUGGCAUGUUAUCACUGCUGAUACUGAACAAGGAUUUAAGUGCUCAUGGGAUACAAGAUGAUCAUGGGAGCACCUGGUACCUCUUCGAUUACGCAUGUUUAAUACAGAGGGUGUGGUUAACAAGGUUUGAGUUUUGGAGGCUUUUCAGUGUAAAUAUUUACAGAAAUGUCUAUUCUUCGAAGAAGCCUCUCUGACAGCCUGCUGCUUGAAGAUGACAGUGUCGAUGUAGAGGGUUUGGAAUACACAGACCAGCACUUUCAUGAAGAUAAUGAAAUUGUGGGUGCCAGUGGUCAGUUUGAUCUAAAGAGGAAUAAUCAAAAGAAGAAUGAAGCUGUGGACAUUUUGAAGUUGAUUGAUAAUGACAAGGAUAUAGCGAAGCAUGGUUUGAAAGCCAGCAGGAGCUUGGAAAGUCUGGAUAUCAAAGCUCCAAAUGAGGUGUGGAAAGAUUCAUAUGACAGGCUAUUCAAUGCUAAAGUCAGGAAAUACAUGAAAGGAAAUAAAACUGUUAAGGAAAACAGAUAUGGCACACACAGUGGGCCAGUGGCAACUCAAACACUUGACCGCAAAGGCAACGUAAACGUGGCAGCUUUUCUUGAGAAUGCAGAUCGGAUGCGUCUCACUCCAUAUGAAACAGAAUCUGACAAUCAAGUGGGGCCAUUCAUGGUACAUUAUGACAAGGAUUCUACAGGCGAAUAUGACUCGGAUAUGUUUCUACAAGGAUCUGACCUGGUGAGAUCAGCAAAGAUCAAAGCCAAAAUUGCAAGCGAUGUUCCAUCGGAUCAUCCCACAAUGAACUUGACCAAUGUUGACAGUGAAAUCAACAUACGUGGUGGAACAUAUACAGAUCCAAAAAUGGGCGUUGGUAUAAAUGCACCAAAUUCAAGUCUUACAAUGCCAAAUACCCAAGGCUCUCAGAUGAUGCAUCUCACAAAAGGACAUUUUAAAGGCCCAAAAGCAGUGCUUAAUUCUUCUGAUAUGGAUAUGGACGUACCAUCAGUUGAUCUCAAGAAGCCAAAAUUUAAACUGCCAAAGUUUAGCCUUUCUGGAAACAAGAACGCUGACAUCAAUUAUGAUGGCAGUAUGAAGGGGUCAAAAUUGGCAUGGUCAUCCCCAGAAGUAGAUGCAGGUCUUAAUGGUUCUAACAUACAAAUUGAUGGACCAAAGGCUGAUUUCAAAGGUCUAAAAACAGACCUUCCAGACAUCGACAUGCCAUCUGGAAACCUGAAGACACCUACUUUCAGCAUGCCUGAUUUCGGCCUGUCAGGACCCAAAAUAAAAACACCAGACUAUGAUCUGAAAACCCCUGAAAUGAAUCUGUCUGCUCCCAAAUUUAAGGGAGACUUUGGUUCACCAGACAUCAACAUCACAGGUCAUAAGCCGGAUUUCACAGCACCUGACAUGGAUGUCGAUAUUCCUAAAGGUACAUUUAAAGGACCAAAUUUCAAGAAACCCAAUCUUGACUUGAAUGCACCUGACCUUGACAUAAAUCCUCCUUCUGGUAACCUGAAGCUGCCAAAAUUUAGCUUUUCUGGUAGCAAGCCAGAAGGACCUGAUCUUAAAAUCAAAUCUCCAGACCUGAAUCUCAAAAGCCCCAAAAUUAAGGGAGGAAUCGAUACCCCAGACAUGGAUCUGACUCUGCCUCAAACUGAUCUGAAAGGCCCAAACCUAGAUAUCAAAACACCUGACAUUGAUGUUAAUGGCCCUUCAAGUAAAUUUAAUAUGCCAAAACUAAAGAUGCCCAGUUUUGGCCUGUCAGGUUUGAAAGGACCACAUAUGAAUGUGGAUGCAGACAUUGAUAAGCCAGACCUCAAUCUGAGUGCAUCAACUCCUAAACUAAAUGCAGGAAUAAGGAGUCCAGAUAUUGACAUUCAUGGACCUAAUGUCGAUCUCAAAGGUCCAAAAACAGAUCUUACGCUUCCAGAUAUGGACAUGCCAUCUGGAAAAAUGAAAAUGCCAACUUUCAAGAUGCCUGAUUUUGGUCUUUCAGGACCCAAAAUAAAAACACCUGACUAUGAUCUGAAGACCCUUGACAUGGAUCUGUCAGCUCCAAAGUUUAAGGCAGACUUUGAUUCCCCAGACAUCGACAUCAGAGGUCAUAAACCAGAUAUCACGGCACCUGACAUGAAUGUUGAUUUCCCUAAAGGUAAAAUGAAAGGACCAAAUUUCAAGACACCCAAUCUAGAUGUGAAUGCAACUGACCUCGACAUAAAUGCUCCUUCAGGUAAACUGAAGCUGCCAAAAUUUGGCUUUUCUGGAAGCAAGCCAGAAGGACCUGAUCUUAAAAUCAAAUCUCCAGACCUGAAUCUCAAAAGCCCCAAAAUCAAGGGAGGAAUCGAUACCCCAGACAUGGAUCUGACUCUGCCUCAAACUGAUUUAAAAGGCCCAAACCUAGAUAUCAAAACACCUGAUAUUGAUGUUAAUGGCCCUUCAGGUAAAUUCAAUAUGCCAAAACUAAAGAUGCCCAGUUUUGGCCUGUCAGGUUUGAAAGGGCCACAUAUGAAUGUGGAUGCUGACAUUGAUAAGCCAGAUCUCAAUCUGAGUGGAUCAACUCCCAAACUUAAUGCAGGGAUAAAUGGUCCCAAUAUUGACUUACAUGGACCUAAUGCUGAUUUCAGGGGUCCAAAAACAGACCUUACACUUCCAGACAUUGACAUGCCAUCUGGAAAAAUGAAAACGCCCACUUUCAAGAUGCCCGAUUUUGGUCUCUCAGCACCAAAAAUAAAGACACCUGAUUAUGAUCUGAAGACUCCUGAAUUGGAUCUGUCAGCUCCAAAGUUUAAGGCAGAUUUUGAUUCCCCAGAUGCCAACAUUGGACUUCAUAAGCCAGAUCUCACAGCACCUGACAUGAAUGUUGAUCUCCCAAAAGGAAAAUUUAAAGGACUAAAUUUCAAGAAACCUGAUUUAAAUGUGAACACACCUGAUCUCAAAAUGAAUUCACCAUCAGCUAAAUUGAAAAUGCCAAAAUUUGGUUUCUCAAGUAGCAAGCCAAAAGGACCUGAUCUUAAAAUCAAAAGCCCAAAGCUGAAUCUUACAAGCCCCAAAAUGAAGGGAGGAAUCGAUACCCCAGAUAUGGAUCUGACUGUGCCUCAAACUGAUUUAAAAGGCCCAAACUUAAAUAUCAAAUCACCUGAUAUUGAUGUCAAUGGCCCUUCAGGUAAAUUCAAUAUGCCAAAGUUAAAGAUGCCCAGUUUUGGCCUGUCAGGUUUGAAAGGACCACAUAUGAACAUGGAUGCUGGUAUUGAUAAGCCAGAUCUUAAUCUAAGUGCAUCAACUCCCAAACUAAAUGCAGGAAUAAAUAGUCCUGAUAUUGACAUUCAUGGACCUGAUGUUGAUCUUAAAGGCCCGAAAACAGAUCUUAAACUUCCAGAUAUGGACAUGCCAUCUGGAAAAAUGAAAAUGCCCACUUUCAAGAUGCCUGAUUUUGGUCUCUCAGGACCCAAAAUAAAAACACCUGAGUAUGAUCUGAAGACCCCUGACAUGGAUCUUUCAGCUCCAAAUUUUAAGGCAGACUUUGAUUCACCAGACAUCAACAUCAGAGGUCAUAAGCCUGAUAUCACAACCCCAGACUUGAAUAUUGAUUUCCCUAAAGGUAAAAUAAAAGGGCCAAAUUUCAAGAAACCAAAUCUUGAUAUGAAUGCACCAGACCUUGACAUCAAUGCUCCGUCAGGUAAACUGAAGAUGCCAAAAUUUGGCUUUUCUGGUAGUAAGCCAAAAGGGCCUGAUCUUAAAAUCAAAUCUCCAGACUUGAAUUUCAAAAGCCCCAAAAUUAAGGGAGGAAUUGAUACCCCAGACAUGGAUCUUAGUCUGCCUCAAACUGAUUUGAGAGGGCCUAACCUUGAUAUCAAAUCACCUGAUAUUGAUGUCAAUGGCCCUUCAGGCAAAUUUAAUAUGCCAAAGCUAAAGAUGCCCAAUUUUGGUUUGAAAGGGCCACAAAUGAAUGUGGAUGCUGACAUUGAUCACCCUGACCUUAAUCUGAGUGCAUCAACUCCCAAACUAAAUGCAGGGAUAAAUAGUCCAGAUAUUGACUUACAUGGACCUAAUGUUGAUAUCAAAGGGCCAAGAACAGACCUUACUCCUCCACACAUUGACAAGCCUUCUGGAAAAAUGAAAAUGCCCACUUUAAAGAUGCCUAAGUUUGGUAUCUCAGGACCAAAAGUAAAGACACCUGACUAUGAUUUGAAGGCACCUAAAAUGGAUCUGUCAGCUCCCAAGUUUAAGGCGGACUUUGAUUCCCCAGACCUUAACAUUAAAGGACAUAAACCAGACGUCAAAGGCCCAAACAUGAAUGCACCUGACCUCGACAUAAAUGCGCCUUCAGGUAAACUGAAGCUGCCAAAAUUUGGCAAGCCAAAAGCUCCAGAUCUUAAAAUCAAAUCUCCAGACUUGAAUCUCAAAGGCCCCAAAAUAAAAGGAGGGAUCGAUACUCCAGACAUGGAUCUGACCCUGCCUCAAACUGAUUUAAAAGGCCCAAAUCUAGAUAUCAAAUCACCUGAUAUUGAUGUUAAUGGCCCGUCAGGGAAAUUGAAUAUGCCGAAGCUAAAGAUGCCCAGUUUUGGCCUGUCAGGUCUGAAAGGGCCACAUAUGAAUGUGGAUGCUGACAUUGAUAAGCCAGACCUCAAUCUGAGUGGAUCAGCUCCCAAACUAAAUGCAGGGAUAAAUAGUCCUGAUAUUGAUUUACAUGGACCUAAUGUUGAUCUCAAAGGUCCUAGAACAGACCUUACUCUUCCAGACAUGGACAUGCCAUCUGGAAAACUGAAAAUGCCCACUUUAAAGAUGCCUAAGUUUGGUGUCUCGGGACCAAAAGUAAAGACACCCGACUAUGAUUUAAAGACGCCUGAUAUGGAUCUGUCAGCUCCAAAGUUUAAGGCAAACUUUGAUUCCCCAGACCUGAAUCUAAAAAGCCCCAAAAUAAAGGGAGGAAUCGAUACUCCAGACAUGGAUCUGACUCUGCCUCAAACUAAUUUUAAAGGCCCAAACCUAGAUCUCAAAACACCUGAUAUUGAUGUUAAUGGCCCUUCAGGUAAAUUGAAUAUGCCAAAGCUAAAGAUGCCCAGUUUUGGCCUGUCAGGUUUGAAAGGGCCACAUAUGAAUCUGGAUGCUGACAUUGAUAAGCCAGACCUCAAUCUGAGUGGAUCAGCUCCCAAACUAAAUGCAGGGAUAAAUAGUCCUGAUAUUGAUUUACAUGGACCUAAUGUUGAUCUCAAAGGUCCUAGAACAGACCUUACUCUUCCAGACAUGGACAUGCCAUCUGGAAAACUGAAAAUGCCCAAUUUAAAAAUGCCUAAGUUUGGUGUCUCGGGUCCAAAAAUAAAGGGGUCUGACUAUGAUUUGAAGACCCCAGAAAUGGAUCUGUCAGCUCCAAAGUUUAAGGCAGACUUUGAUUCCCCAGACCUGAAACUAAACAGCCCUAAACUAAAGGGAGGAAUCGAUACUCCAGACAUGGAUCUGACUCUGCCUCGAACUAAUUUAAAAGGCCCGAACCUAGAUGUCAAAACACCUGAUAUUGAUGUCAAUGGCCCUUCAGGUAAAUUGAAUAUGCCAAAGCUAAAGAUGCCCAGUUUUGGCCUGUCAGGUUUGAAAGGGCCACAUAUGAAUGUGGACGCUGACAUUGAUCGGCCCAACCUCAAUCUGAGCACAUCAGCUCCCAAAUUAAAUGCAGGGAUAAAUAGUCCGGAUAUUGACUUACAUGGACCUAAUCUUGAUCUCAAAGGUCCAAGAACAGACCUUACUCUUACAGAUAUUGACAAGCCUUCUGGAAAACUGAAAAUGCCCACUUUAAAGAUGCCUAAAUUUGGUGUCUCGGGACCCAAAAUAAAGACGCCUGACUAUGAUUUGAAGACCCCUGAAAUGGAUCUGUCAGCUCCAAAGUUUAAGGCUGACUUUGAUUCCCCAGACCUCAACAUUAAAGGUCAUAAGCCAGAUAUCACUGGUCCAGAUAUGAAUCUUGAUUUCCCUAAAGGUAAAUUUAAAGGACCAAACUUAAAGACACCCAACCUUGACAUGAAUGCACCUGACCUUGAUAUCAAUGCCCCUUCAGGUAAACUGAAACUGCCAAAAUUUGGAUUUUCAGGUAGUAAGCCAAAAGGCCCAGAUCUUAAAAUCAAAACUCCGAAGAUGAAUCUCAAAAGCCCUAAAAUGAAGGGAGGAAUAGAUACUCCAGACAUGGAUCUGACUCUGCCUCAAACUGAUUUUAAAGGCCCAAACCUAGAUCUCAAAACACCUGAUAUUGAUGUUAAUGGCCCUUCAGGUAAACUGAAUAUGCCAAAGCUAAAGAUGCCCAGUUUUGGCCUGUCAGGUUUGAAAGGGCCACAUGUGAAUGUGGAUGCUGACAUUGAUAAGCCAGACCUCAAUCUGAGUGGAUCAGCUCCCAAACUAAACGCAGGGAUAAAUAGUCCUGAUAUUGAUUUACAUGGACCUAAUGUUGAUCUCAAAGGUCCAAGAACAGACCUUACUCUUCCAGACAUGGACAUGCCAUCUGGAAAACUGAAAAUGCCCAAUUUAAAAAUGCCUAAAUUUGGUGUCUCGGGUCCAAAAAUAAAGGGGUCUGACUAUGAUUUGAAGACCCCAGAAAUGGAUCUGUCAGCUCCAAAGUUUAAGGCAGACUUUGAUUCACCAGACAUCAACAUCAAAGGUCAUAAACCAGAUAUCACAGCCCCAGACAUGGAUGUCGAUAUUCCUAAAGGUACUUUUAAGGGACCAAAUUUCAAGAAGCCCAAUCUUGAUAUGAAUGCACCCGACCUUGACAUCAGUGCUCCUUCAAGUAAAUUUAAGCUUCCAAAAGUCGGCUUCUCAGGUAGCAAACCAGAUGGACCUGAUCUUAAAAUCAAAUCUCCAAAGCUGAAUCUCAAAAGCCCCAAAAUAAAGGGAGGAAUCGAUACCCCAAACAUGGAUCUCUCUCUUCCCCAAACUAAUUUGAAAGGCCCGAACCUUGAUAUCAAUUCACCUGAUAUUGAUGUCGAUGGCCCUUCAGGUAAAUUGAAUAUGCCAAAGUUAAAGAUGCCCAGUUUUGGCUUGUCAGGUAUGAAAGGGCCACAUAUGAACGUGGAUGCAGACAUUGAUCAUCCCGACCUUAAUCUGAGUGCAUCAGCUCCCAAACUAAAUGCAGGGAUGAACAUUCCUGAUAUUGACAUUCAUGGACCCAAUGCUGAUUUCAAGGGCCCAAAAACCAACCUUGCAUUUCCAGACAUGGACAUGCCUUCUGGAAAACUGAAAAUGCCCAACCUCAAGAUGCCUGAUGUUGGUUUCUCGAGACCCAAAAUCAAGACGCCAGACUAUGAUCUGAAUGCCCCUAAAAUGGAUCUGUCAGCUCCAAAGUUUAAGGCAGACUUUGAUUCACCAGACAUUAAUUUCAGAGGUCAUAAGCCAGAUAUUACAGCUCCAGACAUGAAUGUUGAUGUGCCAAAAGGUCAAAUUAAAGGACCAAAUUUCAAGAAACCCAAUCUUGAUUUAGAAACUGCAGACUUUGAUAUUGAUGCACCUUCAAGUAAAUUUAAACUGCCAAAGCUGGCCCUCUCAGGCAGCAAGCCAGAAGGACCUGAUCUUAAGGUCAAAUCUCCAAAGCUGAAUCUCAAAAGCCCCAAAACAACUGGAGGAAUUGACACCCCAGACAUGGAUCUGACUCUGCCUAGGUCUGAUUUGAAAGGCCCAAAUCUAGAUAUCAGAUCACCUGAUUUUGAUGUCAGUGGCCCAUCAAGUAAAAUGAAUAUGCCAAAGUUAAAGAUGCCCAGUUUUGGCCUGUCAGGAAUGAAAGGGCCACAUAUGAAUGUAGAUGCUGACAUUGAUCAGCCUGACCUUAACCUGAGCACAUCAGCUCCCAAAAUAAAUGCUGGAAUUAAUCGUCCUGAUAUUGACAUCCAUGGUCCUAAUGUUGAUCUUCAAGCUCCAAGAACAGACCUUAGACUUCCAGACAUGGACAUGCCAUCUGGUAAAAUGAAAAUGCCUACUUUUAAGGUGCCUGAUAUUGGUUUCUCAGGACCCAAAAUAAGGACACCUGACUGUGAUCUAAAGACCCCUAAAAUGAAGACAGACUUUGACCCCCCAGACUUCAGUAUCAGAGGUCAUAAUCCAGAUUUCACAGCCGCAGACAUGAAUGUUGAUUUCCCUAAAGGCAAAAUAAAAGGACCAAAUUUCAACAAACCCAGUGUUGAUGUGAACGCACCAGAUUUCGACAUUGAUGCUCCUUCUGGGAAUCUGAGACUCUCAGGAAACAUGCCAGAAGUAAGAGAUCUUAAAUACAGCUCUCCAAAGAUGAAUCUCAAAACCCCCCGAAUGAAAGGAGGAAUUGAUAGCCCUGAUUUUCAAGGCAUGGUUUCUGAUGUUGAUUUUGGUACCUAUUCACAAAUGCAUGCUAACAGCUUUGAAGUUCCAAGAGGUAAAACAAAGGCAGCCAAAAUGUAUGAUUUUGAUGCUCCUUCAAGAGACAUCAGAAUACCGACUCAGAAAUAUGGUGCACCAGAAUUUAACAUGCAGGACCCCUUUUACGACUUCAACAGAGACAUGAAAGUUUCAGGAAAAGCUCAGUGGCCUACAAUGCAAAAACAUCUUGCCGGCCAGACCAGAAUCUCUGGAGUAGGUCCAACAUCACCAGAUGUUUACUACAAUGAUAUGUCUGGGGCACUCACGUCAAGACAUCAUAACACAAAAGCAGGGAUGCCUAGAAGAGAUGGAUGGGGAAACGGACAAACUGACUAUAGACGCAGACAGACAAUGAGACACCUGCAAAUACAUGCAAUGGAUCUGGAGGUUCCACAAAGCACUUUGAAAGGCUCGAAAUUCAACGUUCUUAAACUAAUAUAGUAGGAUUAUUAAAAAGAAGGGAUGUGGGAGACAAGAAUGAGCUUGUCUUUGGUAUUCAUGUUUACAGGGCUGAUAAGAACUAAUAGCAUAUUGAAAACUAUCAAAAACUUAAAGUAGAUAUUGUAAAUGGGAUUGAGCAAACUUUUUUUCUACACUACUUUUUAACACUGAUGAACAAACCUUUCCAAAAUGGAGACGUUAUAUUUGAAAUGUUAACAUAUACUUGCACUUACAGUUUCAUAGAUAAUUAGGCUCAUUUUUUACAAUAUGUACAAUAUGUAUGACAAAAUAUAUGACAAUAUUAUGUGGAUCUUGCCUGAUUAAAUAUUGUAAAUCAUAUACAUUUUGUAAAUUGUGUAAAAUGCUACAGUAAUGUAUAAAUACAGUGUGGAUGAGAUAUACACAUGUAAAAAGUUUAAUCUGGAAAACGGGUUGUCUGGAGAAUGUCUCUUGUUUCUUGCCAGGUUUUUUUGUUUGUUUUUUUUUAAAGUGACUCAUCUGGUUUCACACAUAUUUUAGCAAUGUUAUGCUCGUUAAUACAGUAAGCUACACAGGGCU
Molecule: messenger RNA, 9536 nt
Organism: Labeo rohita (rohu)
Lineage: Eukaryota; Metazoa; Chordata; Actinopteri; Cypriniformes; Cyprinidae
Product: neuroblast differentiation-associated protein AHNAK
Exons: 7
Coding region: 348-8978 (2876 amino acids)
Biological process (GO): regulation of RNA splicing
Cellular component (GO): cytoplasm; nucleus
Source: RefSeq, a predicted model, not a curated record